Molecule: messenger RNA, 618 nt
Organism: Manis javanica (Malayan pangolin)
Lineage: Eukaryota; Metazoa; Chordata; Mammalia; Pholidota; Manidae
Source: RefSeq, a predicted model, not a curated record
UGUGAUCGGCCACGGGACAGAGGAGCCAGCAGCCUGCCCGUGACAGGCAUCAGGUUAGCUCGCUCCCACUCGGGUGGCGCGCCCAGGAUAUAAAUCCAGGCUCGGCCCGGCUGCGGCCCCUCUCCCUGCACACUCAGGAGAGGGAGUUUCCUUGCGAAGACCUUUCCUUUAUCUGGAGCCGCACAGCCCAGCGGGCUCCGCUGACUUGGUGCAGGCAGCCGCGGCAGCCUUAGCAGCAACAAGGCAGCCUGCUGGGUGGGGAGGGCAGGUGCCCACAGCCCCCGGGAAGGAGGAGGCCCUGGUGGGCCCCAGUUCCCGGUGUCCUCCCGGAGGAGGUCUCUGGCCACGGAGGACUGCAUCAUGUGGGCCCUGCCAUGCCACCGGUUCUGGUCCUGCUGGGGGCAGGUGGCAGCUCUGCUGCUGCUCCUCGGGGUGCCCCCACGAGGCCAGGCGCUGCCACCCAUCCGCUAUUCUCACGCGGGCAUCUGCCCCAACGACAUGAACCCUAACCUCUGGGUGGAUGCCCAGAGCACCUGCAAGAGGGAGUGUGAGGCAGACCAGGAGUGUGAGACCUAUGAGAAGUGCUGCCCCAAUGAUCCUCACAUAAUAGGGCUGUGA